AUGGUCCAAGUGAAACCCGAUACUACUACAGUACUGGUCAUAGGGGGCGGUCCGGGAGGAAGUUAUGCUGCCACGCUAUUGCAGCGCGAAGGCCAUCAAGUAGUCCUCAUGGAAGCCGCAACAUUUCCGAGAUAUCAUAUUGGAGAAUCUAUGUUGCCAUCUUUGAGGGACUACCUCCGUUUCAUUGACCUCGAAGACGAAGUUGCUAAGCAUGGGUUUUGCGUGAAGCCCGGCGCUACAUUCAAGCUCUCCCGCGACGUGCGAGAAAGCUAUACCGACUUCAGCCUCGCCGGUCCGAAUUGCACCGCCUGGAAUGUUAUCCGCUCGGAGAUGGAUGACCUGUUGCUCCGCAACGCAAGAAAGCACGGGGUCCAAGUAUUCGAAGAGACCCGUGUCACUGACAUCGACUUCGGAGGAGAUCCAGAAUCUUCACGGCCUGUGGCUGCUCACUGGUCAAAUAAGGCGGGAGCUUCAGGGAGCAUCAAGUUUGACUGGCUGAUCGACGCCUCUGGACGGGCUGGAAUUAUGUCGACGAAAUAUCUCCGUAAUCGGGUAAUGCGCGAGAGCCUCCGCAAUGUCGCCGUGUGGGGCUAUUGGACUGGCGUCAGGGGCAUUGGUGAUGGGACAGAAAGAGCUGGCUCACCUUGGUUCGAGGCUUUGACCGACGAGCAAGGGUGGGCCUGGGCGAUACCGUUGCACGACGGAACCACAUCUGUAGGAGUUGUGAUGCACUCGGACGCCUCGAAAGCCAAGAAAGAUAUAUUGACCCCUGAGGGUCAAAAGCCGACACUGACAGAACACUAUUUGGACCAACUCAAAUUCCUCCCUGGUGUCAGGGCCCUGAUUGGAGAUACCGGAAAGUUCAUACCAGGAAGCACGAAGAGCGCCUCCGAUUACAGCUACUUUGCCACGCGUUACUCUGGAGAUCACUUCCGUAUUAUUGGAGAUGCUGGCAAUUUUGUGGAUCCGUUCUUCUCAUCAGGGGUGCAUAUCGCCAUGGUCGGGGCCAUCUCGGCGGCACUGACAAUCUGCGCUUCACUCAAUGGUGAGACAGAAGAGAAGCUGGCGCAGGAGUGGCAUGAUGCCAAGGUUGGAAUUGCCCAUACCAGGUUCCUGUUCGUGGUUCUGGGUGCUUAUCAACAGAUGCAUAUUCAGACUGCUCCUAUCCUCGGUGAAUUGGACGAGGAAAACUUCGAUCGAGCAUUUGACAUGUUUCGUCCAGUGAUAUUCGGCAUCGCUGACACAUCAGCAAAGCUGACAAGCGACAAAGUACAAAACAUGAUGAAUGUCUUUGAGCAGCUCUUCGAUCCUCGCACGCAUGAAGACGAUAUCGCAGAGGCUCGUCGACGCUAUGGGGCCGAACUUGUCAGCAUGGAUGCGCCGAUCUUAGGGAAGGACGCUAUCGAUAAUCUCACGAAAGACGACGAAGUCACCAAGCGGGUGUUUGAGAAGAUGGAUGCGCUUAAGGGGGUCGCCUCAGAGUAUAGGGUGACUGACAUGGAAUCGCAACCAAUUGUCGGAUAUGUCGCACGCAUGCAAAGGGGGCGCCUCGGAUUGGAGUUGGCCCCGAGCAAGGUUGGGUGA
Postia placenta MAD-698-R-SB12 is the source of this 1584-nucleotide messenger RNA. RefSeq lists its product as hypothetical. The coding region runs from base 1 to 1584 and encodes 527 amino acids. Gene Ontology annotation, molecular function: FAD binding; catalytic activity. The transcript is spliced from 10 exons. The record is from RefSeq and is a predicted model, not a curated record. Lineage: Eukaryota; Fungi; Basidiomycota; Agaricomycetes; Polyporales; Adustoporiaceae.